Plasmodium gallinaceum is the source of this 177-nucleotide messenger RNA. RefSeq names its product conserved Plasmodium protein, unknown function. The transcript is spliced from 2 exons. NCBI's taxonomy places the organism in Eukaryota, Apicomplexa, Aconoidasida, Haemosporida, Plasmodiidae. The record is from RefSeq and is a predicted model, not a curated record. The coding region runs from base 1 to 177 and encodes 58 amino acids.
AUGUUAUUUUUUUUUGAUUUAGCCUUUUUGAAAAACAUUAGAAGAAAUUUUAUAUCAUUAAAUAGUAUUUUGUAUUCAAAAAGAACAUGGCAAACCAACAUGAAAAGGAAAACUUACAGAUCAAAAAAAAGAAAAAAGUAUAUUAGAAUAGGGGAAACUUUAAUUAGAAUUCAAUAA